Molecule: messenger RNA, 498 nt
Organism: Vicia faba (fava bean)
Lineage: Eukaryota; Viridiplantae; Streptophyta; Magnoliopsida; Fabales; Fabaceae
Source: the annotation of a GenBank genome assembly
AUGAAAGACAUUGCAAUCUCCAUUGCAGGAAAGCUUUCAGAAUAUUUGGUCAACCCUAUGUUAAACCAUGCUCGUUACAUGUUCAGCUUCAACCAGAUCAAUAGAAGUCUUUAUGUUCAAAAGGAUGAGUUGAUAGUAACCCAAAAAAGUGUGAAGGAGCGCAUGAAAGAAGCCAGAAGGAAAACCAAAAUAAUCGAGGAACCAAUAGAGAGGUGGAUGAAUGAUGAUAAUAAUGUCUUACAAGAUGUAGAAAAGCUUGAAGAAAAAACUAAAGAUAACAAAGGGUGUUACCGUGUACCUGAGCUUCCCGGCAUGAAAUACUUUUCAUCCAAAAACUUUGUGUAUUAUAAGUCCACUGAGCAUGCUUAUAAUAAACUCCCAGAGCCAUCAAAGUUUGAUCCAAUUGGAAGCCUUUCAGACAAUUCCUUCAGCAGGGAUCCAAUGCCAACACCAAGUCAAGGCCUAUUGAUUGAACUUUUCCCAAGGAAACUAUCUUAG